AUGGAACGCUUCUUACAUAAGGGCAAAAAGGGACUCGCCGAGAAAGACAAGAAUCCAAGAGCAGGCAAAGGAAUUAACUGGAUGUUUCAAGAUUGGAAAGAAAAAGCCCAAGAAGUUUUUGAAGCUUCCAAUUCUAAAGAUGAAAAUGCUGGAAAACCUCUAUUUCUGAGGGAGCCCUCACUAUUUAAUCAAAAUCACAACUUAGAGCGAGGAGGCUACUCUGUUUAUAACUUGGCAUUAACAAGGGCUCACACAGACGGUCACUACAAAAAAUAUAGUUUUGGACCUGCAAACGUAAGCAAACAUAAGAAAGUGAUCAUGAUGGUUGGGGAAACAGGUUCAGGCAAAACAACCCUCAUUAACUUCCUGGUGAACUACAUUCUGGGAGUGAAAUCAGGAGACGGAUACAGAUACAUUCUUAUUGAUGAGAAAAUUAAUCAGAGCCAGGCUCACAGUCAGACCUCCGAUGUCACCAUUUACCAGCUAAAUUAUAUGUCAGGAUUCAGUGUUUCAUAUUCACUGGACAUCAUUGAUACCCCGGGGUUUGGUGACACUAGGGGAAUGGGACAGGACAAGCUUACAAUGGAGAAAUUAAAAAAAUGUUUCACUUCAAAGUGGGGAAUCAACCAUAUCAAUGGCAUCUACUUUGUGGUUAAGGCCUCCACAAAUCGCUUGACAAUAUCAGAGAAAUAUGUGUUUGACUCGGUUCUCUCAUUGUUUGGUAGAGAUAUCAAGGAUAACAUACAGAUCUGUGCCACAUUCGCUGAUUUCGGGAAGCCUAAAGCUCUACAUGCCCUUAAUGAAGCCGGAGUCCCACUUGUUAGGAAAUUCAGUGGCACCCCAGUGUGCUUUAAAUUCAACAACAACUUUCUAUAUGCAAAUGAUUUUGCUGAUGAUGAUGAGGAAGACACAAGUGAGGCAUUUCAGAAAUGCUGGCAAGAUGGGUUCAAAAGUGCUGAGAAAAUGUUUGAUGCUUUGGACAACUUGGACUCAAAAAGUCUAGUUUUGACCAAGGAAGUGUUGAUGGAACGGAAUCAGCUUGAAAUAACUAUGGAGGGAUUAUAUAGUAAAAUCCAACAAGCCGCUUUAAAGGAAACGGAAAUGACCAGAUGUGAGCAGGUUUUAAGGCGACACGAUAAAGAAAUUCAAGAUAAUGAGAAUUUUGAGUAUGACCAAUGGGUGACCAUAAAGAUGAAAAUAGCUGCAGACAAAAAUGCCAUUAAUUGCAGGGAGUGUGAGGACACUUGUCACUAUCCCUGUAGGAUUGCCAUUGAUUAUAUGGUUGGCCUAUGUGAGGUGUUUACACAUAAAAAUGUUUGCCGCCUUUGUAAGCACAAGGUGAGUAGCCAUUUCACUGAGAAACAGAAGUGGGAGCAUGUGGUGAGAAAGGCCAAGAAACCAUAUGUGGACCUGAAACACAAGUACGAAGAGGCGUGUAAAGAGCGUUUAACCACAGAAAUGGUGUUAGAGAACCUACUGAUGGAAAUUGUAGAAGUGGAAGAAGAGGAGAUGAAACUCAUUGAGAGAGCUGCACAAUGUCUUCACCGACUGGAAGCCAUUGCUUUAAAACCCAACCCACUUUCUACUCUUGAUUAUAUUGACCUGCUUAUUAGCACAGAGAAAUGUGAUGUGAAGCCGGGAUUUCAUGAGAGAAUAGAGUCACUGGAAAAAGCCAAAGCCAAGAUCAAGCGUCUUAGUAUCCAUCUGUAAUCCCCCAGAAGUACUUAAAGGGCAUGUAAAGUCUAAAAUAGAAUAAGGC
Xenopus laevis (African clawed frog) is the source of this 1759-nucleotide messenger RNA. RefSeq lists its product as uncharacterized. Lineage: Eukaryota; Metazoa; Chordata; Amphibia; Anura; Pipidae. The transcript is spliced from 3 exons. Bases 1 to 1710 code for a protein of 569 amino acids. The record is from RefSeq and is a predicted model, not a curated record.